This is a messenger RNA of Electrophorus electricus (electric eel), 1565 nucleotides long. RefSeq names its product transmembrane protein 120Aa (gene tmem120aa). The record is from RefSeq and is a predicted model, not a curated record. NCBI's taxonomy places the organism in Eukaryota, Metazoa, Chordata, Actinopteri, Gymnotiformes, Gymnotidae. Gene Ontology annotation, biological process: fat cell differentiation. Gene Ontology annotation, cellular component: membrane.
ACGAACGAAUGAACUAGCAGGCUAACUAAUUAGCUUAGCUUAGCAAACGACGGGUAGUUGGGUGGACAGUGAUUCGGUGAUUAUACUAUUUAUAGAUAGAUUAGCUACAUAAGUAAAAAAAAAUAUCUCACGAUAUGUUAUUUAGCCCAACAUCUUUAUCUGAAUGUUUACAGGAAUGGGAAGAUCUCGAAAAGGAUUAUCAACAGGUCCAGGAGACCCAUCGUUUAUAUAAACAAAAGCUGGACGAGGUUUCGAAAUUACAACAUAACUGUUUAGCUUCUAUUGCACGACAGAAGAAAAGACUGAAGGACCUCUCUGAUUCACUUGAAGAAUGCAAGCAGAAAGGGGUUCCAGAGGACAUAAACACAAUAAAUGGGAUCCAGGAAUCCAUGAAAGAAAGGCCAAAUAUAUUUUUUGAGAUGGAAGCCUUCCUUCCAAAGAAAAACGGGUUAUACCUCAGUCUUGUUCUUGGAAAUGUGAACGUUACGCUACUCAACAAACAGUCAAAAUUUGCUUAUAAAGAUGAAUAUGAGAAGUUCAAACUCUGCCUGACUGUCAUUCUCCUAUUCUUCUCUUUCACGUGUCGAUAUUUGGUCAGCUAUAGAGUGGUAGAUGCACUUCUCAAUUUCUUGUUGGUGUGGUAUUACUGCACAUUGACUAUAAGGGAGAGCAUCCUUAUUAAUAAUGGCUCCAAGAUCAAGGGGUGGUGGGUAUUUCAACAUUAUGUCUCAACGUUCCUCUCUGGGGUAAUGCUGACUUGGCCUGAAGGAGAGCUCUACCAGAUGUUUAGGAAUCAGUUCCUGUCCUACUCUAUGUAUAUAAAUUUUGUCCAGUUUCUUCAGUACUACUACCAGAGUGGUUGUCUGUAUCGUCUUCGUGCCCUGGGAGAAAGGCACAACAUGGACCUCACAGUUGAGGGUUUUCAGUCCUGGAUGUGCAGAGGCCUUACUUUUCUGUUGCCCUUCCUUUUCUUUGGUCAUUUUUGGCAGCUUUACAAUGGAAUUACCCUUUUCCAAAUGGCUCAGCUGCCAGAGUGGAAGGAGUGGCAGGUCCUUAUGUGUGGUUCCACUUUCCUUGUGCUUUUCAUGGGAAACUUUUUCACCACACUCGGUGUAGUUUACCACAAGUACACAAAUCAGGACAAAGCUAAAGAUUUAUGAAUGUGAAAUUUAAAGCAAGAUGUCAAGUUCUCUCCCAUUAAUUGAAUGAGUCUCUCAAAAGUAAUUUUUAUACCUUAAUUUGUACUGCGUUUAUAAAUGUAAAGCCUCAUUGUUGCAGCCUACUGUAUGCUUGGAUUCCUUUGUACACUGAAUGUGUAUAUAAAUUAUCUAACUAAAUUAAUGUUUAUGAACCCCAAAUGGAAAAAAAAAACCUUGUUCAGGAAAGUAUUAAUUUAUUUUUCUUACAGUUUUCAUGUUCUGUAAUGUCAUUACAUUUCCAAAUUCAGAAUAAAAAUGGCUAUGACAGUGUUUAAUGGUUAUUUCAAUGUGUUCUCACAAUGUACAUACUGUCCAUGUAUAGACUAAUAAAGGCAAUGCUAGACUACAUUAAUGGGAAUUCACCAA